CUUUUAUAAACCGGGCCAACAAAGCCAGAAGUCCCACACUGCAUCAGUUUUCUCCUCGUGCGCUUCAACUCUGUAAGAGCACGCUUUAAACCGUCUAACCUAUAGCCUGCAUGAUUGCAUAUACAUUUAAAGUCCAGCUCCCUGUUUCUUUUUGAGUUUCUCCAGGACCGUCCCACCAUGCAUCUCCAGUUCGUCCUUUGCGUAACGGCCCUGCUCGUCUGCCCGUUCCUGAGCGCCGGGUCGCGGAUAGCCAAACGCUUCGCCAUCGGCUGCUCGGAGAAGUGCGACAAGUCCCAGUGCCCGCCGAUCCCCGAGGACUGCUUGGCCGGAGACGUACUGGAUCGCUGCGACUGCUGCCCGGUGUGCGCGUCCGGGGAGGGCGAGCAGUGCGGCGGCACCGCAGACCGCGAGUGCGCCGAGGGGAUGGAGUGCGUGGUGACCGACGGCGUGGAGGUGUCGGUUACCGUCAGGCGGAGGGGCAAGGCCGGGGUGUGUGCGUGCUCCAGCCCCGAGCCGGUGUGCGGCAGUGACGGGGUCUCCUACCGGAACAUCUGCGAGCUGAAGCGCACCAGCAACCGGGCCAUGAAGCUGCAGCAGCCGCCGGUGAUCUUCAUCCAGAGAGGAUCCUGCGGGAAAGGUCAGCAGAACCCGGACAGUCUUCGUCACAAGUACAACUUCAUCGCUGACGUGGUGGAGAAGAUUGCCCCCGCUGUCGUUCAUAUUGAACUGUUCCGCAAGAUGGUGUUCUCCAAGCGGGAGGUGGCGGUCGCCAGCGGCUCUGGCUUUGUUGUGUCAGAGGACGGACUCAUCGUCACCAACGCCCACGUGGUGGCCAACAAGCACCGAGUCAAGGUGGAGCUGAAGAGCGGAGCCACGUUCGACGCCAAGAUCAAAGAUGUCGACGAGAAGGCCGACAUCGCCCUGAUCCAGAUCGAUGCCCCGAUGAAGCUGCCGGUGCUGCUGCUCGGCCGCUCGGCGGACCUGCGUCCCGGCGAGUUCGUGGUCGCCAUCGGCAGCCCCUUCUCCCUGCAGAACACCGUCACCACCGGCAUCGUCAGCACCACCCAGCGGGGGGGCAAGGAGCUGGGGCUACGCAACUCUGACAUGGACUACACAACCGACGCCAUCAUCAACUACGGCAACUCAGGAGGACCACUAGUCAAUCUGGAUGGAGAGGUGAUUGGCAUCAACACUCUGAAAGUCACGGCAGGAAUCUCCUUCGCCAUCCCCUCAGACAAGAUCCGGCAGUUCCUGGCCGAGUCACAUGACAGACAGUCCAAAGGUAAAACGUUCCAGAAGAAGAAAUACAUCGGCGUCAGGAUGAUGAGUCUCACUCAAUCGCUUGCCAAGGAGCUGAAGGAGAGGCAGCCAGACUUCCCAGAUGUCACCUCUGGGGCGUACGUCAUUGAGGUCAUAAGCCGGACUCCAGCUCAGGCCGCUGGCCUGCAGGAGAGAGACGUCAUCAUCAGCAUCAACGGCGAGCGGAUCUCCACGGCCAGCGACGUGAGCGCAGCCAUAAAGCGUGACGAGAAGCUGCAAACGGUGGUGAGGCGAGGCAACGAGGACGUCAUCCUCACCAUCGUCCCCGAGGAGAUCGACCCUUGACCUCUCAACUGAAACAAGUAAAACAAACCCAACCAGUCAACCAAUCCCGAGCUGGCUCUCAGUGUUUUUCAACCAAAUAUGAACACUUUGAAAAACCAAGCAACCGACAGGUGUAUGUGUGUGUCUGGGGCCGCACCUACUGCGUUUAAAAACAUUUAAUUAUUAGCACUACCACUCUUUCAGGCUGUUAAGGCUGUUUUAUGCUUCUGCGUCAACUCAACGUCGCACCUACGCCGUCGUAACCUUGUAACUGGUUGCAUUUCAUCGCCAUAACGCUAGGGGGUGUCGACUGUGUCUGUAUCGGUCACCACCGAAACGGUACUCAGAAUGGCAAACCCCUUGAAAUAUGAAUCUUAUUUGUUUGGCCUUUUCUUGCUUAGUUUUUGUAAAAAGUAUCGAGAAAUAGACCCAGUAAAAUCCAUUGACCUAGUUACUGUAACCAGAAAAUAAGUGUGGGGUUAUUUGUGAGGUGUCUGCCAGCCAGUCUAUGUUAUGUUAGCAAACUAGCUUUAGCACAACUGCCCACAAAGUACUGCUUGGUGGCGUUAAUUUCAAAACCUACUGACACAUAGACAAUAUACUAUGUAGACAUAAAGUCAUGUAGACAAAGGAUAAACCCGUCAUUGUAACCAAAAUAAUGCAAAGCUGACGUCAGUGAACUAGCAUGUUGCUAAUCCCCACAGUAGGCUGCUUGAAACAUCCACCAUCAACACACAGGACGAGUUGACCAAUCACAGUCCACGCAGUCUGUGUUGCUACAAUGCAAAGUUACACGUUUUUGGAGGUGCGGAGAGGCUCGUAGAGGGGUUUGCGGCGACUGUUCUGCGGGGGUACGCCGUUGAUUUGACGCAGAACCAAAAAAUAGCCUUUACUCUCGCAAACGCCUCCAAAAGUCCAACGUCAGGACCCUGAGGACUGAAGCUUCAACCCUUCAACUUCUCAUGCUAGUUUUUCUUCUAAUCCCGAUUUACUUUCCAUCAUCACAGACCGUUCAUAUUCUACUAACGCCUCUGUCGCGACAGAGGUCACUGCAGUCUCCCUUAGUUCUGUUUUGUUGUGUAUGUUCUUGACAGAAUAUAUUUUUAAUAGUUUUUCUGUUUCAAUGUGUUUGAUGACAUUUUUUCAACAAAGGGAAUAAACUUAUUUUACAAAACUGUUGUCUUUA
Etheostoma spectabile (orangethroat darter) is the source of this 2770-nucleotide messenger RNA. RefSeq names its product HtrA serine peptidase 1b (gene htra1b). Gene Ontology annotation, molecular function: protein binding; serine-type endopeptidase activity. Gene Ontology annotation, cellular component: extracellular region. NCBI's taxonomy places the organism in Eukaryota, Metazoa, Chordata, Actinopteri, Perciformes, Percidae. Gene Ontology annotation, biological process: proteolysis; positive regulation of apoptotic process; programmed cell death. The record is from RefSeq and is a predicted model, not a curated record.